Calypte anna (Anna's hummingbird) is the source of this 3298-nucleotide messenger RNA. Its product is annotated as transmembrane protein 68. The coding region runs from base 75 to 1067 and encodes 330 amino acids. Gene Ontology annotation, cellular component: membrane. The record is from RefSeq and is a predicted model, not a curated record. Lineage: Eukaryota; Metazoa; Chordata; Aves; Apodiformes; Trochilidae. The transcript has 7 exons. Gene Ontology annotation, molecular function: acyltransferase activity.
GGGCGGAGAAGUAAAACCAGGCCCCGGCAGGGACGCGGGGCUGGAGCCGGAGCCGCCGCCGCCAGGGCAAGGAGAUGAUAGGUGGAAAUGAAUCCUGUACUGCAGGACCGAUACCUAUGUCCUACUUAACCUGCCUGACUUACAUUCUGGGAGAAUGGACUGGCGUGGAGCAUAUUGAAGAUUAUCUGAGUUAUGCAGUCUACCUUUUGUGGGUGCUUUUUCCACUUGCAGUAGUUUUCCUACUUCCAGGAGUUCUCGUCAUCCUCUUCUACAGUUCCAUUCUCUUUCUUCAUAUUUAUAAAAGGAAGAAUGAACUGAAGGAAGCUUAUUCCAAUGAUUUUUGGGAUGGUGCAAAACAAAUGUUGGCUACCCUAUGGGAUGGACAUGGAAGAAUAUGGCAUGGUUAUGAGCUUCAUGGUACAAAAAACAUUCCUGAAGGACCAGGGCUUAUUGUGUUUUAUCAUGGAGCUACUCCUGCUGACUAUGUCUAUUUCACAGCGAGGCUUCUUAUACGAAAUAAGAGAUACUGCCACGUAGUAGCUGAUCAUUUCGUCUUCAGAUUGCCAGGUUUUAAAAUAUUACUUGAUGUACUUGGAGUUAUGCAUGGACCAAAAGAAGUAUGUGUCAGUGCUUUGAAGAAGGGCCGUCUGCUGGCCAUUGCCCCAGGUGGUGUUCGGGAAGCACUCUUUAGUGAUGAAAUGUAUACUAUUAUCUGGGGUGAUCGGAAGGGCUUUGCUCAGGUGGCCAUUGAUGCAAAAGUGCCCAUCAUUCCUAUGUUUACACAAAAUGUUCGAGAAGGCGUUAGGACAUUAGGAGGAAUAAAAAUACUUAGGUCACUAUAUGAACGUAUUAGAUUGCCUAUAGUUCCUCUGUAUGGUGGAUUUCCAGUCAAACUUCGUACAUUUAUUGGAGAACCCAUUCCAUAUGAACCAAAUAUAACUGCUGAGGAACUAACUGAAAAGACAAAAGCAGCACUUGAAGCUCUAAUAGAAAAACAUCAGAAAAUACCAGGAAAUAUAUUUAGGGCUUUAAUGGAACGAUUUCAAACACACAAGAAAGAAGAUUAAGGUCUUCUGGAUAAACUACUACUUAGUUAUAAUAUUCUUAGACUCCUAUUAGUAAAUUAUUCAUUCUUUUAAUAAUAGGUUUGAAGUACUGUCCUAAUAGUACUGAUAUAGAACUUAAGGUAUGAGACACUUUCCCUUGACCUUCACCUGUCCAGUAUCAAGCUCAGGAACCCAAACUUGAAAUCAUUUGCAAUACGGCAAAGUUUAUUUUUUGAUAAAUACAUUCCUACCUUAAAAGUGUGUUUUCUUUUUUUUUUUUUUUUUUUUUUUUUUCCCCUUUUAAAUUUUUUUUAUUUAUUUAAAUAGCACUGCAAGUCUUUGUGUACACAGGGUCUUCUCUCUUCCCCUCCCUUCCCCCAGGAAGCUCUUUAAACUGAACGUUAGGCUUGCUGCAGAGCUUGAGUCUUAUUGUCUUCAAUGACUGCAACUAGCUUUUGCAGGCCAGGUUAAUGCCAUACAGCAUUUAUGAAAACUUCUUUUAGAGUUUACUCCUGUGCUGCUAGAAAACAAUCACAUUCUGUGUCUUGCAGAACUUCUAGCUAUGCCUGCAAAGCCUAGGGUGAGAAGUGUUUCUGAGCUUAACACAGUAAAACUAAAGAGUUUGCAGGAGAGAAAAUUGCUUAGAUACCUCCAGUGAACCAAGGAAGUUUUCUGCAGAAACCACUCCCGUGUGGUGAACAAGAACCCUAGAGCACAGUUGCUAUUCCAAGCCCAGUCAUUUUGGAUAUCUGCCCUUGAGCAGAGAGUUGUCCUGUAUUCUUCUCUGUCAAUCUGCAAAUUCUCCUUUGCAAGAAUGAGCCAAGCAUUUAAACUUUAGAAGUGGAAAUGAGAGUACUGUUCAGUUACAUGAGUUUGUAAAGCUUUAUUUUGAGGGAAGGAAGUACAAUUAGUCCUUUUAAAAGUGGUAGUUCUUUUGAAAAACAGGAUAGACAUUCCUAAAUACCCCUUAAAUUUAGUAUGUAUGUAAGCUGUUAAAUAUUCAUACUCUUCAAACACAGUUAUUUAGGUGAGUUGAGGGUUGAGAGGGAAACCCUCUGUACUUUGCUUAAACGAAAACAAUUGAAUGAAUAGGAAAGAGUUGCAGGAUGUGGCUUCUGUGCACUUACAGUAAAGUAUAUUAUUAUAUUUUUUCUGAACUAAAACCUAUGCUUUUCUUGUCCAAAUAGGAAAUAUCUGGAAUAUUUCCUCUGAUUGCCAGCAAGUUUAAUAUACAGUUCUUAAAUUAACAUCUGGGAGCUCUUUACUUUUGGGAUGAAGGCAAAUUCCUUAAGGAAAGACAAAAUAAGUUUUCUGUAUAUCAUGUGAUCUCCUUUCAGUAUUGUUGGGGUUUGAACUUUUCUUAAAAACAAAACAACAAAAAAACCCCCCAAAACCCCAAAACAAAACAAAACAAAACCCCAACAAAACCGAGCCCCCCAACUUUUGGAAGGACAAUUAUAUUCAAUUUAGUAUCCAUCCCUAUCAGCAUUUAAACAAAUGCUUUGAGUUAUACUCUUAUAAGUGUGUGUAUUGAUGAGAGCAUGUAAGUGCAUGUGGGUGGUGCCCUGUGUUAGAAAAAUAUCACUUUAUGGGGAAGAGUAUAAAUUAUGGCUUAUAAAAAGUGAAAAGCUCACUUGUGAUGUUGCUCUAUAUCAAAGACAUUUUAUGUGGUUUUGAGUUGAACUUGCUAAAGCUUGGGGAAGAAUCAUGUUACAUAAAAUGAAAUGCCCAUUCUGAAGUUUUGUAAAUUCCUUGAGUAUUAUUUGAAGGCAAAAUCAUGUUCUUUUAAAUUUAUUGAAAUUUUUCCCAAUAUGUGAAUUUUUUUUCUUAAAUAUUAUGUUAACAAAAUGUCAUUAAAUUGAUAAUGCCAAGCUCCCACACCGGACCAUAAGUAUGACUUUUUUCUUUACUGCCCAUCUUGAGAAAAGUGUACAUCAUUCUAUUAUAAUGAAAUUUUCAAAGGCAGCUGAACAAACUUUGUGUUGAGGUUGUGUGUAUGUAAAGGAAAACUCAAUGUAAAAAUUUCUAUUAUACAUGAACAGACCUUUGUGAUUUGGAUUUUGUCAAAUCUAUUUUACUAAAUAUGCUUGCAGUUUUGUCCCUUUAAGUAUUGAAAGAUGAGUAUAAGAAUGAGGGACAGUAUUGGUACUCUUUUAAGUUGUCAUAUUUGUAUAGGUCUUUCAUAUUUAUUUCUACAUAUAAAAAAUGAUGUAUAGAAGAACCUUUCGAAUAAAAUUGACAACUAGAACAGA